UAUCACCUGUCGAGGCCUUGUGGAGUAUUUUAAGGCAUACAUAAAGAUCUACCAAGGGGAAGAGUUGCCACACCCCAAGUCGAUGCUGCAGGCCACAGCAGAAGCCAACAAUUUAGCAGCAGUUGCCACUGCCAAAGACACCUACAGCAAGAGGAUGGAGGAGGUCUGCGGGGGGGACAAGCCCUUCCUGGCUCCCAGCGACCUGCAGAGCAAGCACGCCGAGCUGCGGGAGGAGGCGGUGAGGCUGUUCCGGGGCGUGAAGAAGAUGGGAGGGGAGGAGUUCAGCCGGCGCUACCUGCAGCAGCUGGAGGCGGAGAUCGACGAGCUCUACGUCCAGUACAUCAAGCACAACGACAGCAAGAACAUCUUCCACGCCGCCCGCACCCCGGCCACGCUCUUCGUCGUCAUCUUCAUCACCUACGUCAUCGCCGGCGUCACCGGCUUCGUGGGGCUGGACAUCAUUGCCAGCCUGUGCAACAUGAUCAUGGGCUUGACACUUAUCACACUCUGUACCUGGGCUUAUAUCAGAUACUCUGGGGAGUACAGAGAACUGGGAGCAGUUAUAGACCAAGUGGCCGCAGCCUUGUGGGACCAGGGAAGCACCAACGAGGCCUUGUACAAGCUGUACAGCGCGGCCGCCACCCACCGGCACCUGUACCAGCACGCCUUCCCCGCGCCGCGCUCCGAGCCCGACGGCCCCGACAGGAAGAAGGUGUAAAAUCAAACAAGCCCGGCACGUUCCCGUCGAUGCAUGAGGGAGGCGCUGCCGCCUCCUCGGAU
Messenger RNA from Empidonax traillii (willow flycatcher), 780 nucleotides. RefSeq names its product atlastin-1-like. The transcript has 6 exons. The record is from RefSeq and is a predicted model, not a curated record. Lineage: Eukaryota; Metazoa; Chordata; Aves; Passeriformes; Tyrannidae. Gene Ontology annotation, biological process: endoplasmic reticulum organization; protein homooligomerization. Bases 83 to 718 code for a protein of 211 amino acids. Gene Ontology annotation, molecular function: GTPase activity; GTP binding.